Messenger RNA from Adineta ricciae, 675 nucleotides. Lineage: Eukaryota; Metazoa; Rotifera; Eurotatoria; Adinetida; Adinetidae. The record is from the annotation of a GenBank genome assembly.
AUGACAUGUCUAAGCGAGUUGUUUCUAUUACUUUUCAUCACACCAUUAGCUACUCAAAAUCUACGCACACUAAAAUUAUCUCAUCUCAACAAUACUCUCUAUACAUGCUCUGAUCCACAAUGUUCGCCUUCGACUCUUGUCACUGUUUCCAACGUUAGACACUGUCAAAUGGUAUGCUUAGCCACUACCGAGUGUCGCACGGUGGUGUUUUAUCGCUCGACUAAUCAGUGUCAACUAUUUGUUGAUAUUGCAACUUACAUGGCCACUACUGAGUGUCGCACGGUGGUGUUUUAUCACUCGACUAAUCAGUGUCAACUAUUUGUUGAUAUUGCAACUUACAUGGGUACUUUGUCAAUUCAGAUGGAUGUGGAGACAAUGAUUGCUAUUGAUAACAGAAAACUAUCAGCUCCUACAACGAGCACAACGACGACCACUACAGCGAACCCAUAUCUAUGUAGUAAUAUGACCAUACUUGCUGGAUAUAACAUGCCCGGCGAUGAUAUAACUUCUAAAAUUCUUGAUAGUUAUGCGCUGUGUUGUCAGUGGUGUUUGACUUAUAGUGGUUGCGUGGCAUUUGUCUGGGGAGUAACAGGAGCAUCCACUUCGAGAUGUUAUUUAAAAAAUGCUGUUCCUGCCUCUACAGUCGACUCAAAACUUAUCAGUGCACAUUAUUAG